Molecule: messenger RNA, 1935 nt
Organism: Hyaloscypha bicolor E
Lineage: Eukaryota; Fungi; Ascomycota; Leotiomycetes; Helotiales; Hyaloscyphaceae
Product: cytochrome P450 52A12
Exons: 3
Coding region: 58-1641 (527 amino acids)
Molecular function (GO): oxidoreductase activity, acting on paired donors, with incorporation or reduction of molecular oxygen, reduced flavin or flavoprotein as one donor, and incorporation of one atom of oxygen; iron ion binding; heme binding
Source: RefSeq, a predicted model, not a curated record
GUCCGGUAACCUUCUACAACAACUGAACUUUCAACACUGCUCUUACAAGACUUCUCCAUGACCAUGGGGCUUUCGUCGGCGUUUCUUGUAGCGGCGAGUGCUAUUGCUCUGUCAGUACUCUACUGUCUGGUCACCUCUUGGCGCUUGAAGCGAAGAGUCAUAUCACUGGGGUGCAAGCCUGUACCUGUUUGGCGAGUUUGGGAUCUUUUCGGCAUCAAUAUGACCAUGACCAUGACCAAAGCAAUGAGCGAAAAUCGCCUGUCUGAAGAAAUCUACAGCAUAGUUAAAGAGGUGCAAGAAAGAGAGGGGCGCAAAUGCACGACAUUUCAAGUGUGCUUCCCGCCUGGGUUGUUGCAUUUCUUCACGUUCGACCCGAGAAACUUGCAGGCGGUUUUGGCUACGCAGUUCAAGGACUUUCAGAUUCCAUCGUCGCGUCUUGCGGGGUUCCGGCAACUGCUUGGGCAGGGGAUUUUUUCAUCUAACGGCGAACGCUGGACACACUCCCGUGCUCUCAUGCGGCCACAAUUCAACCGCGACCAGAUAGCCGACCUAGAUCUGUUCGAGAAGCACCUCCAGAACCUGUUCAAUAUACUGGAUCGUCAAGUUGACUCUCAAGGUUGGACCCAGAGCGGUGAUAUCCAGCACUUCGUUGAGCUAUUCACGAUCGAUACGGCUACAGAAUUUUUGUUUGGCGAAAGCGUGAACAGUCUAGAGGGGAAAACCGAGCCAAACUCUCUGGCUACGAAGGGAGAGAUGAAGAUAUUCGUGGACUCUUUCGUUGCAGCCGAGAAGGUCACCGCAGAGUCUUUGCUAUACAGCGAUCUAUAUUGGGUCAUACAUGACCGCAAAUUCAAGGACCAAUGUGCUGCUGUUCAUAAGUUCGUCGAUACCUAUGUCCAACGCCGUUUGAAGAGUCCCAACUCCGAGAGGAAAGGAAAAUUUGUCGUCCUCGACGCCCUUGUCGACGAUACCAAAGAUCCAUUUGAGCUUCGUUAUGAACUUCUCAAUAUCCUUUUAGCAGGCAGCGAUACCAUCAAAGCAAGUAUUACAUUCCUCCUUGGCUCAUUGGCACAAAAUCCCGCAGUGUUCGAGAAGUUGCGAGCCCGCAUUCUCAAGGACUUUGGCACGUACAUCCAGCCGAUUAAUAUUACAAUUUCUGGUUUGAAGGCAUGUACUUAUCUGCAAUGGUGCCUGAACGAAACACUCCGCAUGUAUGCUCCGGUUCCCAGCAACUACCGUGAGGCGGUCAGAGAUACCACGCUACCUUUUGGCGGAGGACCGGACGGCCAAUCGCCGGUGUUCAUUCCGAAGGGGAGAUUGGUGAAUUGGUCGCUCUGGACUAUGCACAGCAAUCCAGAAGUGUGGGGACCUGACGCUCAGCACUUCAUCCCCGAACGCUGGGAGAUGGUGAGGCCAGGCUUCAACUAUCUGCCAUUCAAUGCUGGGCCUAGGAUUUGCAUCGGACAGCAGUUUGCACUCGCGGAGACGGCUUACGUUGUGGUCAGACUUCUGCAGAAGUUUGAUGCAAUCGACGGGUCCGCAGUGCCUAAAGGGCGUCUGCCUUGUGAGUGGAAGCUGGUUGACAGGGUAGCAGGGGGAUUGAAAGUGCGUUUCCACAGCAGGGAAUUGGAGACGAGGUGAGUUGAAUCUGACAUGGCUUGUGGAGCACGAAAUGACCUUGGCUAUAUAUCUGUGUUGAAAUUCUUGUAGUCUUGGAUUAAAAAGUUACACACAGUGACUACAGAGAAGGGAGCAAAUAUUAGUUAGUAGUAGGCGAAGUGAAAAAUUUCUUCAACGAAGUCUGCUCACAAUUUCACGCAAACCAUUCAUCCGACGGUCUCCAGCGGGCAGGUUUAUUUUGGGGAUGUGAAUUAUUAUAGAUCGGGAAAUAUAAAUUUCCAUACGGGGGAGGGGGGAUAAAGGGUUAAUCUUUGA